Liolophura sinensis is the source of this 1033-nucleotide messenger RNA. RefSeq lists its product as uncharacterized. The coding region runs from base 101 to 862 and encodes 253 amino acids. The record is from RefSeq and is a predicted model, not a curated record. The transcript is spliced from 3 exons. NCBI's taxonomy places the organism in Eukaryota, Metazoa, Mollusca, Polyplacophora, Chitonida, Chitonidae.
ACGAAAUCGUCUGCUUGAAAAUUUGUCGAUUUAGAAAAGACGGCAGUUUUGACGAGUGAGGGAUAAAAACAAAUAAGUAACUUUAAAUAAGGUGCAACAGAUGGCAUCUGGCGAAUCUCCCCCUUACCGUGAGAAAUAUGUAGAGUUAUUUCAAAUCUGGCAAGAUCAGGAAAAGUACAUUGAAAAAAAAUGCCUAGAUAUUGAGUAUCAAGACAAAUAUAUCGAGUUUUUGAUGGAACAGUAUGAAAUCCACGCCUCUGAGAUAAUCGCAUUAAAGAAAAGUGUGGGGGAGCUGAAAACAGAAGUGAACAUUCUUAGAGAGGAAAUCAUACAGCUGAAGGUAAAUAGCGCCAACUGCCAUAAAAGGUGUGACUACCUGGAGAAUUUGUGCUGUAAACUACGCGAUAAAAACCGACAGCUGUCGGAUUUGGUUCAGUCCCUGACGGGCGAUAGCCAUGAUUCGACAUUAAACUCAACCUUUACCAUUGACGACGCAUAUGAUGAGGUGAGUUUGACAACACCUCCACGUCGACGUGAAAGAAGAGCGGACUCAGGCAUGUCCGGGGAUUUUAGGGAUGAUUUGUUCGAUCUGAUGCAGUCGACACCGGCCAAUGAGAGCAUCGACCGGACCGACACGCCCAUCCAAGACUUUCCUGUUUUAUUUGACGCGGAAAUCUUCACUAAAGACGGAUCAAGCUUGUCAUAUGAAGAUUCAGACGGGUCUUUUUGUUCAGCCGACGAGAACUCGGAUCGAUGUGAAAAGUCUGUUCAGCCUUCCUCUUCAAAACCAUCUCGUCUAAACUGGAUUAGAAAAAAGAUACGUAGUAACAAAAUAAUGCCGUCUCCAAACACAAUGGUGUGACACAAAAAAGAGACGUUUUUAGAUGUUUGUCGGUGCUUUUCAGUUUUCAAGUCAGUCAUGUACUGAUGUUCUCCUGCUUUCUUGAAAAGACCAUAUUAAAUGUAUACUUGCGCGCACAUCUACACUGCGAUACACGUGAAAUGUGAAAUAAACGAAGCGUUUGUUGCUGUU